This is a messenger RNA of Trichosurus vulpecula (common brushtail), 4233 nucleotides long. RefSeq names its product methionine adenosyltransferase 1A (gene MAT1A). The coding region runs from base 250 to 1440 and encodes 396 amino acids. NCBI's taxonomy places the organism in Eukaryota, Metazoa, Chordata, Mammalia, Diprotodontia, Phalangeridae. Gene Ontology annotation, molecular function: ATP binding; methionine adenosyltransferase activity. The record is from RefSeq and is a predicted model, not a curated record. Gene Ontology annotation, cellular component: cytosol. The transcript has 9 exons. Gene Ontology annotation, biological process: S-adenosylmethionine biosynthetic process.
CUAAUGAUCCAAUCAGCCAGAGACACCGAUAGGGGGAAGAGGCACAUGCCGGUUCAGUUUACUCAUUCACUUUCUCACACAUCCUUGCUCUACUCACACUUGCUCAAAACUCUGCAGGCAGAGGAAGUCUCCUAGAUAGAAACAGCUCUGCUGGGGGGGAAAUUCCUUUUGGCUCCCAAAGGAAACCAGGGUGCAAUCAGAGUCCUCAAGCUGUUCCUUUGAAGAAACUUACAGGGAAAGUGUUGCAACAUGAAUGGACCUGUGGAUGGCUUGUGUGACCACUCUCUGAGUGAAGAAGGGGCUUUCAUGUUCACUUCGGAGUCUGUAGGAGAAGGGCAUCCUGAUAAGAUCUGUGAUCAGAUCAGUGAUGCUGUGCUGGAUGCCCAUCUCAAACAAGACCCAAAUGCCAAGGUUGCUUGUGAAACUGUCUGCAAAACUGGGAUGGUCCUACUCUGUGGGGAGAUCAGUUCAGUUGCCAUGGUGGAUUAUCAGCGUGUAGUCCGGGACACCAUUAAACACAUAGGCUAUGAUGAUUCAGCCAAAGGCUUUGACUUCAAGACCUGCAAUGUGCUAGUAGCCCUGGAGCAACAAUCUUCAGAUAUUGCCCAGUGCGUCCAUUUAGACAGAAAUGAAGAAGACAUUGGUGCCGGAGACCAGGGUUUGAUGUUUGGCUAUGCCACAGAUGAGACAGAAGAAUGUAUGCCUCUCACAAUUAUACUUGCUCAUAAGCUCAAUGCCCGGAUGGCAGAUCUGAGGCGCAUGGGGGUUCUCCCCUGGCUAAGACCUGACUCUAAAACUCAGGUCACUGUCCAGUACACCCAGGACAAUGGGGCUGUCAUUCCAGUGCGUAUUCACACUAUUGUGAUCUCAGUGCAGCACAAUGAGGACAUCACACUGGAGGAUAUGCGCCGGGCUUUAAAGGACCAAGUGAUCCGAGCUGUGGUGCCUUCAAAAUAUCUGGAUGAGAAGACAAUUUACCACCUACAGCCCAGUGGGCGUUUUGUCAUUGGUGGGCCACAGGGGGAUGCAGGAGUCACUGGCCGGAAGAUCAUUGUGGACACUUAUGGAGGCUGGGGGGCUCACGGGGGAGGAGCCUUCUCCGGGAAGGACUAUACCAAGGUGGACCGCUCUGCAGCCUACGCAGCCCGUUGGGUGGCAAAGUCCCUAGUGAAAGCCAAACUGUGUCGGAGAGUUCUGGUGCAAGUUUCUUAUGCAAUUGGUGUGGCUGAGCCUCUCUCAAUUUCCCUGUUCACCUAUGGGACCUCCCAAAGGACAGAGAGAGAGCUGUUAGAUGUGGUGAAUAAGAAUUUUGAUCUUCGUCCUGGAGUCAUUGUCAGGGAACUUGAUUUGAAGAAGCCAAUUUAUCAGAAGACAGCAUGCUAUGGCCAUUUUGGAAGAAACGAAUUUCCCUGGGAAGUUCCCAAGGAACUCGUAUUUUGAUGUUGGCAGGAACCAGUCUCUUGAGGAACACACAAUAGGAUUCCACAUUGCAAGAUGGCCCCGGCUUUCACUCCCUUUGACCACUCUAUAUGCAGAUCAGAGAGCUACACGAUACUGACAGACUACUUACUUUCUCUAUAGGAACUGGUUCUGUUCUUCACCAUUGUCCUGAGUUAGUGGCAAAGCCACACCUAUUUUUCGCAUGUUGCCAUCAGCAGAAAGCCUGGUAGAAUUCAUAUUUCUAGUUUUGCUGGGUCAGACCUAUUUAUAAAGAUGAUAAUGAUUUUCCCUCAACUCUUGAUUCUGACCCAGGACAAUAUGAUUGAUUACAAGGGAAAGAGUGUGUAGAUACGUCAAUUGCAGCCAAUGGCCUUUAUCACGCAGGGGCCAGGGGCCAGGGGUGGUAAGUGGGGUUUGGAAUCAGGGAGUUCUAGGGUCCAGAUUUAUUUUUCUUCCAAUGGCAUCCUGGGUUCUUUGUAGAUUGGUCUCCCUUUCUUGCCAUGUGCUGAACACAAGGAUUUCACAAAUGGGUCAAUGUCCCAAAUCUUUGGCCUUAUAUUUGAGAGAUAAUCUCUAUACCUGGGGUUCCUACCUGGGUCCCCCAAGAUAAUUCAUGAAUAGAUUUCUGGAGGGGCUGUGAAUUUAGCUGGGGAAAACCUCACAUCUUUAUUUUCACAAAUCUCUAACUGAAAUAUAUACAAUUUCCUAUAACAAUUUAAAGACAUGAGACGGGGUCCCUAAUCUUUAUUCACCAGACAUUGCCCAAGGCACAGUUAAGAACAUCUGAACAACUUGGAUUUGGAGUCAGAAGUCCUGGAUUUGGAGUCAAAUUCUGACUUUGCCAUUUAGUAUCUCUGUGACCUCAGGCAAAGCACUUAACUCCUCUGGGCCUCAGCUCCUUCAACUUCCAGUUCUAAUUCUAUGAUCAUAUGAGCCUAGGUGCCAUACCCAAUCUAGUUCAGAGUCAUGCUUCUGAGGUCUCUGGCCCCUUCCCGUUCAGCCCUCUCUUGGUGUUCUGGGCCAGCUUUCUGUUAAGAAGCAAGCCUCAACGAAAAGUCAAGUUUGAAUGGCACCCUAGCCCAGUGCCUUGCACAUAGUAGGAGCUCAACAAUAUUUAUCAAAUUGACUGGGAAGUAUGUCCACAUCUGUCUGGAGAGAGGAUUGGUGCUUCCAUGGCCAACUGAUAAUCAAUGAUCCUGAUGAUUCAACGUAUAAAAGGAGACAAGGCCAGGAAAAGAAAGUAAAGAAGUAUUUAUUUCUGUCUCAGCAAUAUUCCACACAAAUCGUAUAAUGUGUUAUCUAGCAAGGAUAUACCAGAGGUUGCUCUUGGAGGGAGAGUGGAAAAUAAGAACCAGAGAAAAGCUAGAAAAACUAAAGCAUAGACUGAAAAACUAGGAGGAAACCUUGCUAAUCAAGAUAUCCAUCGGAUCAGGAGCCUGUGUCAUUUAAGGGCCAGCUCUGGCUCAGUUUCCAUAUAGCUGCUGCUGUUACGAAUGUGAAUCCUGAAAAUUCAUUUUGAAUAGACAUGUUCCCUGAAGAGGAAAUAGCAAUGAAGCAAGUUCUUGACUAGAAAAAUCACAUCUAUAAGGCACAUAGAUGUUUUUCAUGUGAAGGACUGCCAAGCGCCAAACUGUGAUUGUACUUUCAUCUUCUCAUCUGGUACUUUCUAAAGGCACAUUGGAGAGAUGAUAGUUUUUAAUUAAAUGCAUCUAUAGCUAACUAUGAAACCAUUGCUAAUAGGCAGGCCCACUGUAAAGGUCAAGCUGAUUUUUGAAUGUAUAACGCUAAGCUAUAUAAAGUAGCAGAUGUAAUAUACCUCAGCCUCUAUUCCCCCCCUUUUCUAGCUGAAAUGAAGGUGAAAAAUAACUCAGACACUAAAGAAAGUGCUGAUUUGAACCAAGGAUGCUGUGAUGAAUCAGAACAGUCUAUCAAGUUUCGUUCCCUGAUACCCCAUUGCCCUCACAGCUCACCUGCUCUUCAUCAAUUACUUAUCUGCCUAGGAAACUAAAAACUUCCAGCAUCCUUUGGUCAUCGAUAACCGGUAAUGUUCUAUCUUUUAAAUUUCCCCUCACAUCUGCUUAAUCACUGAUGCACUUUUAAAAAAAAUUGGCCCCAGAGAAAUAGCCAGGAUAAGACUUUCCUUCAGACCCAUAAUUUCUAAGUAUUUGCCAAGAAUAACAGUGUUAGGCAGAGACCGUAAGACAAGCCAACCUAUCUGCUCUGAUCAUUGCCGGCAGGAAAUGUAGUUUUUCUUCACCUUAAUGAAAGGCUGCUGAGAGAUGAAAUUCUAAGGGCAAAGAUGCCCAUUGGCUAGUGGAAGAGCAUCUCUGUACUUGUCCUAUGACACCAGCUAAAUUUAUUGCUAAUAUUUUUUUCAUGUUCAUGGCAAGAUAUUGCUUGAGCACAGAAGGAAAAUUUAUCUAUAACCCCCUCGAGCCAAAAUGGGAUGCAGAAAUACUAGAUAUUAGCUUAAUAAUAUUUUACCAAAAAAUCCCUGUGCUUCUAACAGGGUCUUACAUUUAGAGCCAGAUUUGGCCUUGGCCAUGCUCUACUGGUUAAGUGCCAAAGGAGUAAAUGACCUGAUUUUUAUUGACUCUUUCUUUCCAAAAAUAUAAAGAGCAAGUUGGUUUCUGAGCUUAUUUGCAAUUCAUUGAUUUUUCUACUUUCUUGUCCUCACCCCUCCCCAUCAAAUAUUUUUUUUGAAGAAAGGUAUUUGUAUGAAACUAACCUCUUUCUUUCUUAAUAUUCAGCUCCUGCUAGUUCUGUACAUAAUAAAUAAAAUUUCAAACAAUA